AUGACCACCAACGCACCCGUACUCAACCCCCCAGACUCAAAUGACUCCCUCAACGAACUCCUAGGCCAAAGCGCCUCCGCGCAAGUUAGUCUUCCAGCCAUCGUCUCAGCAAUCCAAGAGCUAGCCGCAAGCAUGGAUCCUGAAUCCAUAGCCGAAAUCGCAGAACACAUAGAACUUCACUAUCGAACAUUUAGUAGACAGCGUUUGCUUCAUAGUAUAUUGAGACUUUCUCGGGUUUUACGGACGCAACCUUGGGAUGCGCCUGAGCAGCCUAGUGGGAGUGGGAGGUUUUUGAUGAAGAGGGAGGGAUUUUUUGAUAUUUAUAAUCAAGAAGGUAACAAUAAAAUCGUCACUAUCAACGUAGGAAGCGAAAACCAACAAGUUAAAUUCACCGCAACAACUGGCAUCCUAUCAGCCCAAGCAUCAUUCUUCAAGCCUCUUUGUGGGGAUCGCUGGAAAUGUGGUCGUGAAAGUACCAUGACGCUUUCCGAGCACUCAGCCGAGAGUUUCGAAAUCUUGCUCUCCUGGCUCUACACUAAGGACAUUAAAAACGCCUCAUGUCUCAUCAAAAUCCAUCCCAUCAAGAGAGAAAUCUCCAAUAUAUUUUUCCGCAAACAAUCGCAUAAAUCACGCUGGUUUCAACUUCUCAAUUGUUAUUUCCUAGCUGAUUAUAUCUGCGCACCUAAAUUUUCAAAUUAUAUCAUCGAUGCGCUAGUUUUCGCUUAUAAAGAAUGGAGUGAAGCGGAUUUUGGGAAGAUUGUACGAGAACCGAUUUUUGAUGAUGUGGAAAAAACGAGGGAAUUGGUGGAGAUUAAUACGCCGGAAAACUCACCUUUGAGGAGCUUAAUUGAGGAUAUUGUGAUGCCUAGGAUGGAGUUAAAGAAGGCUUUGACAGUGGAUGAGAAAUCUUCGAGGAUGCCGUUUAGGAUUAGGAGGGGAAGAGUAGUACUUUCUGAUGAUUCGAUUCCGAAAAGAUUGCUGCAGAAUGGUCAGCCUUAUAAUGGUGGGACUGCGAUUAGUUCGAUUAUUCAACCUGGUCAUUCGAGUUUGGGUCAGCCUAUUCUAAAUCAUUUGCCUUUUGAUCCAUCUCAGUUUCAUCAACCUCAACCCCAAUCAACCUUCUGGGAACCUAUAAACAAUCAUCACCAUGGUUUUUUCCUUCAACAGGAACCUCAACCCCAACCUCAGGUAUCCCAAUCGACCUUCUGGGAACCUCCAGACCUCCAUCACAAUCAUCACAACACAUUCCCAACCCAAUCCCAAUCCCAAUCCGCUCAACCCCUCCAACCUCUCCAAACCUCCCAGCCCCGUCCCCACCGCCUCUCCCGCUUCAUAAAGGGCAUCACCCGACGAACCGGAAACGAUAGAGAUAAAGACAACUACUACUCCAACUCCAAGGAAACCCAAGCCGGAUUUCACAAAUCGGGAAAAGUGAUCAAGGUUUGGGAGGAGGAGAGAUGUAGAUAUCAUGUUCAUGAGCCGGGGAGGGAUUGUAGGGAUGAGGUUUAG
Messenger RNA from Sclerotinia sclerotiorum 1980 UF-70, 1509 nucleotides. RefSeq lists its product with no specific name. Lineage: Eukaryota; Fungi; Ascomycota; Leotiomycetes; Helotiales; Sclerotiniaceae. Gene Ontology annotation, molecular function: protein binding. The coding region runs from base 1 to 1509 and encodes 502 amino acids. The record is from RefSeq and is a predicted model, not a curated record. The transcript has 2 exons.